Molecule: messenger RNA, 2404 nt
Organism: Sander lucioperca (pikeperch)
Lineage: Eukaryota; Metazoa; Chordata; Actinopteri; Perciformes; Percidae
Gene: slc25a39
Product: solute carrier family 25 member 39
Exons: 12
Coding region: 287-1363 (358 amino acids)
Biological process (GO): mitochondrial transmembrane transport
Source: RefSeq, a predicted model, not a curated record
ACAUCAGAUCUCCACAUCAUGCGCACGAUCUAUCUGAAUCAGUAACAAAGGGCAAUCGCUAAGCUUAGUUUUUUUUAAGUUUACAUUUUGUGACUUCCCCCGCGUCGAGCUUUGCCCGUCUCCAAAAAACAUGUUUACGGGGGUUAUCCGCAAUGGAGAACCCGAAUAAGUUGCAGCACGACAGAGUGGUUUAAACGUUGGCUCUUAAAUGUGGCAACGUAAGUGAAAUGGGUGAAGACGCCUCUAUUUCACAACGACGCUGGCAGCUAAAGUAGAGGUGGGCAGGAUGGGGGAGCGGGCCGUCAGCAGCUCGGUGGCUGCUAUCUCUCCAGUGCAGCAGAUGCUGGCUUCUGGCACUGGAGCCCUCCUCACAUCUAUUUUUGUCACACCGCUGGACGUUGUGAAGAUCAGGCUGCAGGCUCAGCAAACACCGUUCCACCAAGCUUUAGCGUGUGAAUCGGCUCCGUGGGGGGGCGUCAUCCGCCCAUCCAAGUGGAAGUGUUUCCUGUAUUGUAACGGACUGAUGGAUCACAUCUAUGUGUGUCAGAAUGGAACCAGUUGCACCAGCUGGUACAAAACACCAACACAUUUCAGUGGGACACUUGAUGCUUUUGUGAAAAUCAGCCGACAUGAAGGACUCAGGUCUCUGUGGAGUGGACUACCACCAACACUGGUUAUGGCUGUACCUGCCACUAUCAUCUACUUCACCUGCUACGACCAGCUGCGGGACUUCCUGAGAUACGGUCUGGGUUUCCAGGGCAGCCACAUCCCUCUUGUUGCUGGGGGUCUGGCCAGAUUGGGGGCAGUGACGGUGAUCAGCCCUCUGGAGCUGGUCAGGACCAAGAUGCAGUCCCGCCGGCUGUCCUACAGUGAGCUGCGGGUGUGUAUCCGCUCUGCUGUGGCUCAGGACGGCCUGCUGUCGCUGUGGAGGGGCUGGGGACCCACCGUUCUCAGAGAUGUACCCUUCUCUGCUUUGUACUGGUUUAACUAUGAACUGGUGAAGGCCCGGCUGUGUGAACGGUCCCGAAUGACUCAGGCCAACGUCUCCAUCAGCUUUACUGCAGGAGCCAUCUCUGGAGCUAUUGCUGCGAUCCUGACGCUGCCUUUUGAUGUGGUGAAGACACGGAGACAGAUCCAGCUAGGAGAAAUGGACACUCUGGGAGUUUCCUUAAAGAAAACCACGUCCACGUGGCACAUAAUGAAGGAAAUAUGGGCUGAGAUGGGCUACAGGGGUCUUUUUGCAGGUUUCAUGCCCAGGGUGAUCAAAGUGGCCCCAGCCUGCGCUGUCAUGAUAAGCACCUAUGAGUUUGGAAAGACCUUCUUCCAAAAGAUGAACCUUGAUCGCGAGGGACUGGGAUCCUGAAGGCUGUCUGUAUGGUGCUGGGUGAUAGUUCACAGCAGCACAUUCAGACAGUGUUAUCAGGACAAAGUCUUCUCAAACAGAAGCUUGAGGAACAGUCGGGCCUGCAUUUGGUUUUGUGUGAACAUAAAAUAUGAAGAGUCACCCACAAAUCAGGGAUGUUUCUUCUUUCAAAUCUGCUCUCUGGAAAUGUAAACAGAUUGAUAAGACUUGACACACCGUACAUCCAUGAGCUGAAUAACAAGCUUGAACAACAAGCAAUGGUGAUAAACCUGUUCAGGACAUUGGUGUGCGGUUUAAUGCUUGAUGGGAAAAUGUAAACCCUCUUAAGGGCUAAACUGCAUCAGAACUGAAGCAUGAAUAAGAUGUUCUUACUCCCACAUGUUUUUGCAUUGCCUGAGACCAACUGCAUGGUGUGUACAACCCUCUUCAAUACAGAAUCCAGAUACGCUGGUCCACCCUGCAUUCGCUUUACUGCAUUCUCCUGCAUUCCUGUAGCAGUAAAGCAUGGCAGUUUUGACAUCUGUGAAAUGAAAUCUUAAAGAUAAAUACAUGUUUUUAUGUUAGUUUAUGUUAGUCUCAUCUCGUCUCAUAACUGGAGGCUAAGCUACAGUAUAUGAAACACGAGGCCUGAUGGCAAGAUUAAAACAAGCCUUCUUGGAAGAUAUGUUUUCAUUGGUACAUUAAUUUACCCUUUUUAUGCUAUUAUAUUACAACAACAACAAAUAAUUCAUGAACAUUUUGAGCACAAUUAUUUUGUGAAAGCUGCUGCAGCCAGCUUCCCAAAAAGCACCCAGAUUUUGUUAAACAUUUUUUUUUAAGACUUUUUAUGUAAUAAAGAAAACACAAGAGGCUUCCCAAACUUGCCCUUGAUGGUAUUCUGGUGAUGAAAUGCUUUGAAUAUCUUCCCUACAAUAAACAUAACAUCAAAAUGUGUGGAAACACUGGAUCAUAAAGAAAAACAUUGCUGCCUUAACCUGAAAGGUGUAAAUCUUUCCUCUUGUUUUUUUUUUUGUUUUUUUGUUUUUAUAAAUGAAAUGGAAA